Messenger RNA from Striga hermonthica, 684 nucleotides. NCBI's taxonomy places the organism in Eukaryota, Viridiplantae, Streptophyta, Magnoliopsida, Lamiales, Orobanchaceae. The record is from the annotation of a GenBank genome assembly.
AUGCUCGGGACUAUCGGUAUAGAAGAUGAAUUGAAGUUGACAAGUCACAUUGUUGAGAAGGAUGUAAAUAACAGAUGCGCCUGGUUUCAUAGAAAGUGGCUAAUUAAGGAAUUUGGAGGAACGGAUGAUGAGCUUGAGUUUUGUAACGUUAUCCUGCAAAAAGACGUAUGCUGUGCCCUGGCUUGGCAUCAGAGAGCCUUUCUUGUUUUGGAGUACGCUGAAAAUCUUUCUGACGAGAUGCGGGAGGCAGAGGUAAAAUAUGCCACAAGAGCCAUUUCUCGGGACCCCGAGAAUGAGUUUGCUUGGAAGUAUUUAGUGCUGUUGUGCGUACCAUGCGUCUGUUAUGACUCCAUGAUAGAUGAAUUUUUUUUCUCUCUUUUAUCGCCAAUCAUGAAUGUGAUUAAUCGGGGCAUCAAGGAUAAAAACAGUCUUUUUGUCAAUGUUCUUGGCACACUUCUAGAACUUUUAUGCGGCGGUUAUCGACCAAGCCAUUACAUCCGUGAUAUGAUAACUAAGCUAUGCUUGAAAGCUCCGGGAAUGAUGACGUCAUCAGGUUUAAAGGGUCGAGUCUUCAAGGACGAGCAUGCGGCACGAGGUGACACGGCCAAGCGGGUCGAACAGGAAGGUCGGGUGGUCGACACACGCGAGCUCGAACGGGCCUAUCACGUGAUCGACACUUGCUAG